AUGUACAGGAAAUUAGUGGUGCUCCUCCUGCUGAUCCACCUGGCAGCCGGGGGUCAGAUCCAGGAUGCUGCCGAGGAGAUCGAUGUGCCGCCUGCCCACCGGGCUGCACCACCACCGCCCCAGGCAGCUGGAGCUGCUGCUCCACCACAGCCACUGGGGCCACCACUGGGUCCUCCACCACCUGUGGGCUCUGCUCCGCCACCGAGUUAUCCUUUGUACUACCCAGCUGCGUGGCUGCCAUUCGGACGCUUCAGCGACUCCAUUCCCGUCCAGAUAGUCGCUGUCUGA
Messenger RNA from Drosophila subpulchrella, 288 nucleotides. RefSeq names its product wiskott-Aldrich syndrome protein. NCBI's taxonomy places the organism in Eukaryota, Metazoa, Arthropoda, Insecta, Diptera, Drosophilidae. The transcript has 2 exons. The record is from RefSeq and is a predicted model, not a curated record. The coding region runs from base 1 to 288 and encodes 95 amino acids.